Messenger RNA from Drosophila rhopaloa, 1188 nucleotides. RefSeq names its product calcineurin subunit B type 2. NCBI's taxonomy places the organism in Eukaryota, Metazoa, Arthropoda, Insecta, Diptera, Drosophilidae. The record is from RefSeq and is a predicted model, not a curated record. The coding region runs from base 251 to 763 and encodes 170 amino acids. The transcript has 4 exons. Gene Ontology annotation, molecular function: calcium-dependent protein serine/threonine phosphatase regulator activity; calcium ion binding.
GCUCGCACCACGGUCACACCAAAAGCUGCUGUGGAAAAACUCAUGCACAAUAGAAAAUAGAAAAACCGAAGAUUUCCAAAACAACUAAAAAUCACCGCCUCAGAAACCUGAGUAGCAUAUGCAGAAUAUCUCCCAGUAUUGGAUUUUAAACGAAACUAAAGGGAAAGCGAGAGUAGAGCGACGCAAACAGGAAAGUUUAUUUGCACUCUAUAGAUAGCACCCAAGGAGAACCACAAAAGGCGAAACCAAAAUGGGAAAUGAAACAUCACUGCCCAUGGAAAUGUGUUCCAAUUUUGACGCCGAUGAAAUCCGGCGGUUGGGCAAACGCUUCCGGAAGCUAGAUCUGGACAACUCGGGAGCGCUGAGCGUGGACGAGUUCAUGUCGCUGCCAGAACUGCAACAGAAUCCACUGGUGCAGCGCGUGAUUGACAUUUUCGACGCGGACGGCAAUGGCGAGGUGGACUUUAAGGAGUUCAUCCAGGGCGUGUCACAGUUCAGUGUCAAGGGCGACAAGCUAUCGAAGCUGCGCUUUGCCUUUCGGAUCUACGACAUGGACAAUGACGGCUACAUUUCCAACGGCGAACUAUUUCAGGUGUUAAAGAUGAUGGUGGGUAAUAAUCUGAAGGACACGCAGUUGCAGCAGAUAGUGGAUAAGACGAUCGGAUUCGCGGAUAGGGACGAGGAUGGGAAGAUAUCUUUCGACGAGUUUUGCUCAGUGGUCGGCAAUACGGACAUUCACAAGAAGAUGGUUGUCGACGUCUAAAAUAGGUUUACCGAAGAUCCUUCUUAUUCGCGAUUUUAUUUAUUCUUUUGUACAUGCGUCGGCAUCCUUUGAUUGUCACUAUCAACACUAUUAUUAUGGUUAUUAUUUUUAUCAGCGACUCUUUAGUUGAAUAUUGUUAUAAGCCGUUAGCAAGCCAGUUCAGUCAGUCAGUCAGUAAAGCGAUGGAACGCUUGGGGAGCAAAUCGCGAAAACAAUGUUGUUAUCCUAUGUUAAAAAGUGGAAUAUUGCGCCUCCUACUUACUUUUUAAAUAUAUCCAUCUAUAUACUUAUAUAUAAAUGCAUAUAUAGUCAUAAUUUAUUAUACAAAUAUACUUUUAAAGAUUUUACAAACCCUAAAGCAAAACUAAUCUAAAACGGAAGCCAACUCUAUGCAAGUGAAGGCAAAUAAAGCAAACCAAGUUGAA